ACGAGAAGGUCGAGCGCUAGCACGCUCAAGUGGUGUGGUAAUAUACCGAUCGUGUAGUAUUCGAGUUCCGUCAAAUGGCAACAUUCAUUCCGUGAAUAUAAUCCCAAACGAUAUUUAUUUCUUCUGUGUUUUUCGUGUCAGUUUGUGAAGGAUUUUUGCAUGUGCGCGGAUUGUACAAAUGGAUAGAGACAAGUUGAUCUUGCAAAUUCUCUUGGAGGAUUUUUAAUCGGUUUCGGUUGCUUUUCGCAUCGGAAUUUCUUUUUUGUUUGUUUUAAACCAUCGGAAUGGCUGAUCCGCAAACCGUCAUCGAAGGAACUCUGAAAUACAGAGACAACAAGAAGUGGAAACCACGAUGGUGCGUUAUCAGAAAGUUAUCACCUGUAGCAGAUUGCCUACACUUGCAGUUAUACCGAGACAGUAAGGACCGCUGCAAAAACGGCCCCACCAAAGCCUCACUGUCACUCGAGGGUUUCCUGGGCAUGGAGACGGGUUUUACUUUAGACAAGGAGAGCAACACCAUGGCCCUCAUAUGUUCCGAGGUGGUGGUCGUUCUGGCUUUUGAUUCCAGGGAACUCCUCAUACAGUGGCAGGUCAAAGUGAGAGCCAACUUGGUAGAAGAGCACCAGUUUUUGGUCCAGAUCGCUUAUGUUCCGGUGAAAAGCAAAUUGGCAUGUGGUCCGGCUCGGUUGCAUUUAUUGGAUUACAUGUUCUGCCUCACAGCCGGGGUGCCUCCAAAGCUUCUGGGCAUAUGGCCACUGAGGGAGCUGCGCAGAUUCGGGGUGGUGGAUGGAAAAUUCUGUUUCGAAGGAGGGUCGAGAUGUGGUAAAGGUGAAGGUCUCCAUGUUCUUUUGACUAAUCAAGCAAAAGAUUUGGUGCAAGCUUUUGAUAUGGCGUCUAGAGGCAGAUUACCUGGAAAAAGAAAAGUUUCGGUCAGGAAAAAUGCCAGUGGAGUUGAUGGCAACACACAUUCCUCAUUGGGUGGAGGAGGCAGACCUUGCAGCGGGACUGCCACUGGCGAGAACGAAAAAAUAGAAACUUGCAGCUCCGAGUCUUCCACCAAACCGCUCCUCAGUUCCGGUUCGGAUGGCAGUGACGUGGGGAAAGGUGUACGCCCUUGCCACUUCCACUACAGGUGGCCCUCUUGCAUCGUUCCCUGUGGUUCAGCUACCAGAGGUGAGCUUGGCGUAGAGGAUGGUGCCAGAACGAUCGCCAGGUCUACAAUAGGGAGCCAUGGAAGAAGUACGGACGGACAAAUGCUAUGGGCUGUUGGCCACUGUCAAGGCUGUGGUGUCCACUACUGCAGACGGAAUACGGGAAACGACAAAGAAAACACAGCUCCGGCGACUGGAGACGAACCUACCGGGUUCACCCCUCAAUGGACCAUGGACCUAGGGAUUGUGUCCCCUUCUGCGGACGGCACUACACCCAACGUCCAAACGAGAACUUGCUCAAGAAAUAGAACCAAAGCCUCGCCUCACGACCGGUCAUCGCUGUGCUCCCAGAGCAGCCAGAGCAGCGGAACCAGCACCGGUAGCAAUACGAGCUCUAGCAGCGGUAGUAGCAUGUCCGAGUAUUCAGUGCCUAAAAAUUGUCUAGAGGCCUUUUAUGACAGACCAAAAAAUAUACACCACCAGAACACACCGGGCUCCAAUUUCCCGUACAAUCGUUUAAGCCUUACUGAAGACAAAGACAGAUUAGGUCCCAUACGAGAAGGGGGUCCGUGCACCUGCUGGAAGCAACAGAAGACAUCCGAACCUGCUUCGCACGAACUAUUACUAUUUGGGGGUGGCCUAUUAUGUUCUUGUUGGGGAAGGGCCAGCAUGGACGUGGACAUGCCUUCAGUGAGUAGCAGUGGAAGCAGCAACGCCUCACCUUCCACAUCACCCAAAAAGCAGAUGCCUUUGGUAAGCGUCCCCAUACUGCUGCCAUGCACAUGUGGGAAAGUUUCCAACAAUCCAUACCUCAACUAUGCUGUACCUAGAUCAGGAGCUCCUGUGAAAGGAGUCAAAGAUGAAGCAGGAAGUUCUGAGAAAAAGAUAGAAACAGUCACAACUAAGACGGAGGAACCUCAAGAAACAAAAAUUAUUAAUAAAAUGGACAACACCAACAUUCCAGGCGAUGAAAAGGAAAAUAAUGGAAAUACUCUUGGAGGAGGUACCUCAACAAAACCUAGUCAACCCCUUCAAUCUAGUUAUUACCAACAACCUGUGUGUUCCUGCCAACGCUUGCUUUUAUGUCCUGGAAGCCUUCUUCCUUCGUUGAAUCAAACUGGCACCACCGAUACAGCUAGAAGAUUGGCUGGAAGAAAUAGCUCAGAAUAUGGAUCUGUAAAUCCCAAAGGAGCUGCUGGUCCUCCCCCUCCACCUAGUGGUAAUGAAAAUUCAAAGCAACGCGGUGGCAGUGAUCACAAUCUCAAUUGCCGUUGUAGACAACCGCCUGUCGUAUGUCCUGUGGCUGGUCCUGACUGUGGAUGUGGACGCGUUCUUGGCAUGCCUUUUUUAAAUACAAUUGGAGCACGUGUUGGUAGAAAAGACAAUGCUAAUCACAUUUAUGUCAACCUCAAAUAUCUUCAAGAAACAGCAGCGGCGGCCUUAACAAGUCAAGGGGUACCAGGAAAACUCAUUCCAUAUUACGCGAAUUUGCAUUUCUUGCAAACCCUGUCUCUUUAUGAAAACGCUGAAAUAUUAGAUGUCAGGCCUUCACAUAUAAUUCCUACUCCAUUUCCGGAUGGUACGAUUCCUGAAGACAGUGAGAAACCUCAAGAAACGAUUCCUAAAAGACCUAAGAAGAAAAUUGAAACCCCAUCAAAUAAUGGAGUAUACGAAAUGAUGUCAUUUAAUCAAACAGAAUUUCAGUCAGCCUCUGGUGGGAAUUAUUUACUGAUGCAACCCGGAACGUCAGAGACCAGAGAGCUGACUAUUGCUGAAGAUCCAUCGACGCCUGUUUCAUCGCAAACUAGUAGUGCUGAUUCCUCAGCAACGUCAAGUUCUUCAACAACACUAACAGGUAAUACAGUAAUUGAAAGCGAUGCUGUGCCACAAUCAAUUUUGCCUUUAAGACCUUUCAUGCCUGUUCUGUUGCCAUUCCAUGACCAUACAUGUGAUUUGAAAGAGAAUUCGGAAUGUGAGUCAUCCUGCGGAGGCCGGAAAUGUGGAUCUGAGCACUGUCGUUCAUCUCGCUCAAAUUCGCUUGGAGAUAUAAAAGUAUCAAUGUUUAAAAGGGGACGAUCCAGUUCGACGGAUGGCAGACAGGAAGGGGUGACUCCAGAAGAUUUAGGAAGUUGUCAGCACGCAACCUGCUCAACGGCAAGUCCGAAAUCCACACCUCGCAAACAUCCACUUCUGACUAAAUUAACUCUUCGGUCAAAAGAGAAAUCUUUCAGUACAGAUGAAAUAACACCUCCAUCAUCAGCCCCAUCAUCACCAGACAGUUUGUUCUUAGAAAGUAUUCAAAAAUAUCCAUUUCAUAGAUCUGCUGAUUGUCUGCAACUCAAUGAAGAGUAUCGUCUCUCAGAAGAAGACUUAUCACAGGACCCAGAGGUUAUAAUGAGCCAAAGCAUGGAUAAAAGCCUUAGUCGAACUCCAGUUAGCAUCAAACGCUCUUCUAGUGUUCCUUGCAAAACGAAUCCCAACAAUCAGCAACAGUCUCAGCAUCAUUCAGCAAGCUCAACUGAUUCAGGGAUAUCAACUCAUCUACCAACAUCAGUCGGUGGUCAGGGUGCAGUAUUUUCACAUUUUAUAGCUUAUCAUGGAUCUUUGCCUAGAAGGCAUUCUGGGAAUGCAGCUAACCGUCAUCCUGUUCCAGAUAGGAAGUUUUCUGCUGGAGUCGGAGGCAAAGCAUCACAAGAACAGAAAUCAAGCUCAGAUCAGUCGAAAAUGAUUCUGAUAUCAGAAUGCAAGCAAUGCCACCAGUUCGUAACAUCCCCCGAUGGUGUACUGGUACUGGACGCUAAAAGCAUGACGUCUAGUUCCUCUUCAGAUAUGUCUGACUACAUAGAAUCGCUUUCAUUGUGCUCUCGCAGCAGUAGUGGAAGCGGAAGCAGUGGUUGCGGUGGUGUUGGAGCCAGCGAAUACGUCCGAACUGAUGACCUCUGCAGUGCCCUGAUGAAAAUUCCUACCUCUUGCACAAGCUCUCUAAGACCCCGAUCAGGAAAGGAGUACCAUUCUUUUGAUAGGGUACUUAUACAAGAUGGCUGCCCAUACAUUCCUGUAACAGAUUGUUCUCAUCUAAACCUCCCAUGUUUAAAGCCUUUCACCGAUGAGACUGGACAGUUCAAUCCUACAGAGGAAGUGGUCAAUGACAAUACAACCAAUGCUUCAGAGACUGGUUCCAACAACAAUGUAAUCAACAAUAACAAUGCCAAUAAGACGAACUCUCCUUCGCCAGGAUACAUAAGUUCUUCUCCUGGAAAUGUGGACUUCCUCUCAUCUCCAGAAAAAACGUCACAGUUUACGUUCCCCAAAGAAAGUUCCAAGGAGCUCAACUAUCUGGAAGUAGUUUCUGUUGGUGAUUCUGAGCCUACUAGUCCUAUAGUAAAGCAGGGGUCGGUGCAAUACGCCGUGAUUGACAUGGUGGCAACGUCAGCGGCGAGGAAACUAAGUUCUGAAAGGGCACAGCUGCGAAGUGAAGGGAGAAGUCCUACUCCCACGGAAUGCAGCCCCAAGCAUACUUGUAUAGAUGAUGCUGGUGCCAGUGAUAAAAAGUGAAUAGUUUAGUGGAAUAAAUGGGAGAACUAGUGAAGAUUUUUUCAUCCUGGUGAUUUGGUGUUUGUAGAAAAAAAGUGUGCUGCAUCAGCUACGGAAUCUAGAGGAAGAGUUUCUGGUUAAUGAGGCUCUUAUCCAUAAGCUGGGGCUGCGUUUAUGUCAUAUCCUGCAAUCGCAUUCUGAAGCGGUUAUAGAUGAUCUCAAGAAAUAUAAAACGAACUAUUUUUAUAUUUACAUUCACAUUUCUCUCAAUACUUACUGUUCGCCACUGGUACUUUGGAUCUUUGAUACGGAUAUAUAUAUAUAUUGAGAAGAUUAUAACAGAAGAAAUGUCAAGAACUAUCAACAUAAGACUCAGAGCAAUUUUUCGCAUCUGUAAUUGCUAUCUCUAAAAGAAUAAACGUAUCAUUGCUACAAAGCAGUGCAAACAGGACUUUUUUUAGUGUUAGAGACUAUUGAUGGAGAAUGAUAUAACGUAUAACGUCAAGUUGAUGUGCGUCAGCUCAAAUUCUUUUUUAACUAAGAACAUGUGAAUCUCGUUUUUUUCGAUGUGAGAGAUUGUUUCACAAUGAAUUUCGAUGGUGCCUACUUAUAUUGUUUUAUAAACACCAAUUGGUCCCUUUAAUCCUGAUAUUCAUUUUUAGAUUUUGUAAAUGAAUGGUGAAAAAAAAAUCUUUUACUCUUUCUUGUAAAUAUUCCAAUGUAUUAUGAUAUUUCUUAAAAAAUGUGGUGAAAUUUUUCGAAUAGAAUUUUUGUCGUUUUAAUA
Molecule: messenger RNA, 5469 nt
Organism: Argiope bruennichi
Lineage: Eukaryota; Metazoa; Arthropoda; Arachnida; Araneae; Araneidae
Exons: 11
Coding region: 285-4706 (1473 amino acids)
Biological process (GO): neuromuscular junction development; positive regulation of protein tyrosine kinase activity
Molecular function (GO): protein kinase binding
Source: RefSeq, a predicted model, not a curated record